Molecule: messenger RNA, 2011 nt
Organism: Acaulospora morrowiae
Lineage: Eukaryota; Fungi; Glomeromycota; Glomeromycetes; Diversisporales; Acaulosporaceae
Source: the annotation of a GenBank genome assembly
GACAAACUGUCUGAUACUUAACACUUGGGCUCAGCCUACUUUUAGAUUUAACUUUUGCACGAGUAUGGCCGCGUUUAACCGUAGCAACUUAGAAGAAUUGUUAAAGAAACGUUUCUUCUACGCGCCCUCCUUUCAAUCUUAUGGAGGUGUUGCCGGACUUUACGACUAUGGUCCGCCGGGCUGUGCACUUCAGUCCAACAUUCUCGAGUUAUGGCGCAGGCAUUUUGUGUUAGAGGAAGAUAUGCUCGAAAUGGAUGGAACUAUCAUGACACUAGCUGAAGUUCUAAAAACAUCAGGUCACGUGGAUAAGUUUGCAGACUGGAUGGUUAAAGACGUUAAAACUGGAGAUAUCUUCCGUGCUGACCACCUAGUUGAGGCUGUUUUAGAAGCAAGGCUUGAAGGUGACAAACAAGCAAGAUCAGCAAACGUUGAGGCCGUGGGAGUGAGCGCGGCGGCAGAUAAGAAGAAGAAAAAGAAGGGCAAAGUUCAAGCAGUAGAACUAAAAAAGGACACGAGAGAGGAAUAUGAAGAUAUCUUAGCAAAGAUCGAUAACUAUACUGGCCCGGAGCUCGGAGAGAUCAUACGUAAACACAACAUAAAAAGCCCUGAAACGGAAAAUGAUCUAUCUGAACCCGUUGAAUUUAACUUGAUGUUUGAAAGCAGUAUUGGCCCUACAGGGACCACUAAAGGUUAUCUCCGACCGGAAACGGCACAGGGUCAAUUUCUAAAUUUCAAAAAAUUUCUGGAGUUUAACAAUGAUAAAAUGCCGUUUGCUUCCGCGUCAAUUGGUCGUUCUUUCAGGAACGAAAUUAGUCCACGGUCCGGUCUUCUUAGAGUUAGAGAAUUUACGAUGGCCGAAAUUGAGCAUUACGUGGACCCGCAAAGUAAGAAUCACACACGUUUCGACGAAGUGAAAGACAUCAAACUUCGCCUUUUACCACAAGGUGUACAGGCAGAAGGCAAGACAGAACCAAUUGAAAUAUCUAUUGGUGAAGCCGUAGAAAAAAAAGUUGUAGAUAACGAAACCCUAGGCUAUUUCCUUGCUCGUAUACACUUAUUCCUAAUUAGACUCGGAAUAAAGAUUGAAAAACUUCGGUUUCGUCAACACAUGCCCAACGAAAUGGCGCAUUAUGCCUGUGAUUGUUGGGAUGCGGAAAUUCAAAGUAGCUAUGGGUGGAUCGAAUGUGUUGGUUGUGCAGAUCGCUCCGCUUACGAUUUAACGGUUCACUCAAAUCGUACAAAGGAAAAACUUGUAGUACGGGAAAGCCUGUUAGAGCCACUGGUGUAUGAAAAAACUGUUUUGGAAAUAAACAAAAAAGUCUUUGGGCCGAAGUUGAGACAAAAUGCAAAAACAGUAGAGGAAUAUUUACUUAACCUGAACGAAGGACAGUUAGAUAAUCUGAAAAAAGCACUUGAAGAUGGCAAUGGAACUACCACGGUUCCUGGUGUUGAUGGUAAUACAUAUGAGGUUUCUAGUGAUUUUCUCACUAUUCAGAGGAAGACUAUUACAGAACACGUCAGGGAAUAUAUUCCCAAUGUAAUAGAACCAUCGUUCGGUAUUGGUCGUAUUUUAUAUUCACUGAUUGAACACGUAUAUUGGAUUCGUGAAGGUGAUGAGCAAAGGGGGGUCCUGUCGUUCCCACCGCGUGUUGCACCCUUCAAAUGCCUGCUGGUUCCUCUAAGUAACAAUCCCUCGUUCACGGAUCUUGUUCGUAAUAUUUCCGCAAAACUUCGUAAACUUAAUAUUGCUAUAAAAGUCGACGAUUCAUCCAAUUCAAUCGGCCGUCGAUAUUCGCGUAAUGAUGAACUCGGCACACCAUUCGCUAUCACCAUUGAUUUCCAGUCUGUGAACGAUGAUACAGUGACACUGCGUGAAAGGGAUACUACAAAACAAAUCAGAGAAAAGGUUGACACCAUCCUCCAAGUUCUCAAAGAUCUAGUUGAAGAGGAUAUCGCGUGGGAAGAUGUUAUGAAAAAAUAUCCCACAUUUACGCAGCAAGAGCUUGAUUAA